Molecule: messenger RNA, 1986 nt
Organism: Glycine soja
Lineage: Eukaryota; Viridiplantae; Streptophyta; Magnoliopsida; Fabales; Fabaceae
Product: receptor-like protein EIX1
Exons: 1
Coding region: 1-1986 (661 amino acids)
Molecular function (GO): protein binding
Source: RefSeq, a predicted model, not a curated record
AUGAGAACCUAUUUUCUCAAAAAAUUUAAUGUACUACUACUGGUUUUAUUGCAUACCUCAGAAUCUACUCUGGGAUUCAACUGGCCAGGUAAACUUGCAGAAGUUAAGUGCAUAGAGAGAGAAAGACAAGCACUCCUCAAGUUCAAGGAAGGCGUUUUGGAUGAUGCUGGCAUGCUGUCUACAUGGAAUGAGGAUGAGAACAAUGGAGAUUGCUGCAAAUGGAAAGGAAUUCAAUGCAACAAUGAAACAGGUCAUGUACAGAUGCUUGAUCUUCAGGGUCACGAUGCAUAUUUGACAGGUUCAAUCAAUAUUACUUUAUUGACUGACCUGCAAAAUUUGGAAUAUUUGGACCUCAGUUGGAAUGAUUUUAUUUAUGUUCACAUUCCAAAACUCAUAGGCUCCUUAUCCAUGUUAAGGUAUCUCAACCUCUCCUAUUCUGAAGUUAGUGGGAGUAUUCCUAGUGAAUUGGGAAAUCUCUCAAAGCUGGAGUAUCUCAAUCUUAACAAUAAUCAUCUCAUUGGAGCAAUUCCUGUUCAACUAGGGAAGCUUACACGUUUGCGAUAUUUGGAUCUGAGUGACAAUGAUGAUAUUCGUGGUGAAAUCCCUUAUCAACUUGGAAAUCUAUCACAAUUGCGAUAUCUUGGUCUUGGAGGAAGUUCACUUUCUGGAGUAAUCCCUUUUCGUAUUGGGAAUCUUCCUAUGUUGCAUACUCUUAGGCUUGGCAGCAAUUUUGAUAUCAAGGCCAAUGAUGCAGAGUGGUUGUCUAAUCUCUACUCCUUGACAAAUCUUGAGUUGAUAUCUUUACAGAAUCUUGGAUCCUCUCAUCUCUGGCUACAAACUAUUAGUAAGAUUAUUCCAAACUUGCAAGAGUUGAGGCUAGUUGAUGGAAAUCUUGUAGAUAAUGAUAUUCAACUUUUGUUUGAUUCUCAGUCUAACUUUUCCACUUCCCUUACCAUCCUAGAUCUCUCCAAAAAUAUGCUGACUUCAUCAGCAUUUAGAUUGUUGUUCAACUAUAGCCUUAAUCUUCGGGAGCUUUAUCUUUCUUACAAUAAUAUUGUUUUGUCAUCUCCUCUAUAUCCAAACUUUCCUUCUCUUGUGAUCCUUGACCUCUCUUAUAAUAAUAUGACAUCAUCAAUAUUUGAAGGUAAUUUCAUCUUCUGCUCCAAACUUGAAACGCUUAAUCUACAAAACUGUAGUCUUAUGGACAGAAGUUUCCUAGUAUCAUCUGCUUCCGUGACAAACUUUUCAUCUUCUCUUGUCUCCCUUGAUCUCUCUAAUAAUCUGUUAAAAUCACAAGCCAUAUUUGAUUGGCUUUUUAACUUCACCACCAAUCUUCACAUCCUUACCCUUCUUGGUAACUUGGUAGAAGGUCCUAUACCAGAUGGAUUGGGGAAAGUAAUGAACUCACUUCAAGUACUUGACGUUUCUUCUAACAAACUACAAGGUGAGGUUCCAGUUUUCUUUGGGAACAUGUGCACAUUGCAGGAAUUAUACCUUGGUAAGAACAACUUGAGUGGAGAAAUUUCUAGCUUCUUUCAAGAUGCUUCAUGGUGCAAUAGAGACAUUUUCAAUAGUUUGGACUUAUCUUAUAAUCGGAUCACUGGCAUGCUACCUAAAAGCAUUGGAUUACUAUCCGAGUUGGAAACUUUGAACCUGCAGGUGAAUUCUUUGGAGGGUGACAUCUCUGAAUCACAUCUUUCUAAUUUUUCCGAAUUAGAAUACUUAUACUUGUCAUACAAUUCACUGUCCCUAAAAUUUGUCUCUAGCUGGGUUCCUCCUUUUCAAUUGCUAGAAUUGGGACUAGCAUCGUGCAAGUUAGGUUCAAGCUUUCCUGGUUGGCUCCAGACUCAAUAUCAAUUGGUAUUUCUGGAUAUUUCUGACACUGGGCUUAAUGACACUGUACCAGAGUGGCUUUGGACCAACUCGCAAUAUAUGUACUUGAUGAAUAUGUCUCACAACAAUCUUGUUGGUUCGAUUCCAAAAUAA